CGGGCAGACACCAGACAUCGGGCAGGCGGGCAGCGCGCUUCGAUUCCAAUCCACUUCACAGAAUUCAAGUUUAAGCCGGGCCCAGGCCGACGACUCGAGCUCAGUGCGACCCGACAACGCGCCGCGACAACAACGUACCACAAAUUCGCUCGACAGAUUCGACAGAUUUGCCAGAUUUAAAAAAGACACAACAACAGAUGCGCAAAAUGUUCGCCUUUAUCGGAGUGCUUUGUCUGCUGCAUUCGGCCAUCCCGCUGGUGCCCGCUCAGCUGAUUACGCUGCGCGAUGGCAAGGUGGGCGUGAACUUUGCUGGCUACCACGCCGAUGCCGGACUGGGCGGCCUACUCACGGGAAACUCUGCCCACGGCGGCCUCAGCGCCUCGGCCGGACCCUGGGGCUCACGAGCCGCCGCCGGUCUGGGCGGCAACCUUGACGGAAGCACAAACGGCUUUGGGUAUGCCGCAGCCCAGGCUAAUCCUUCGGUGGGCGCCAGUGCCCUACUGGGGGGCAGCGCUGGCGAGCACGGCUACAUUGGCGCUGAGGCACACAGUCCCGGCAAGACGGCCAUCACCUCCAAGCAGCACACGGUGCAGCCUCAGGCUCCAGCUGCCGCUUCGCCCACUUCUGGCCCAGACGCACCACCGGCCCUGCCCACCGUCAGCAAUCAUGUGCAGCGUGUGAAGCCACCAAAGAAGUAUUCGUUGAUCAGACAAGAUGUACCAGCAAAGAGCGACGUGAAGACCGUGCAGACCCACAAGUACACAAAGACCGUGCAGAGGUCGCCGCAGGCGGUGGGCAAUCGCUUCCUGGCGCCACAAUCCUCAUCGCCCGUUGGCCUGGCCCUCGAUAUCCCCAUUGGCAUUUUGCGCUCCUUGCAGCAAUCGCUGGGCAACCUGGCCAACGGCCCUCCACAAGCGGCGCCCGUUCAGGGCUGAGUCCACCUCUCGUGGGUGGGAUGCUGGUGGAGUAUCUGUAAGCUUUCUCUUUAUACACAGCUAGAGCCGGUGUCAAUCAAUAAAGCGUUUAAGCAAGCUAA
Messenger RNA from Drosophila subobscura, 1036 nucleotides. RefSeq lists its product as uncharacterized. NCBI's taxonomy places the organism in Eukaryota, Metazoa, Arthropoda, Insecta, Diptera, Drosophilidae. The record is from RefSeq and is a predicted model, not a curated record.